This is a messenger RNA of Diaporthe batatas, 4547 nucleotides long. RefSeq names its product SKI complex subunit tetratricopeptide repeat protein SKI3. The transcript has 2 exons. Gene Ontology annotation, cellular component: Ski complex. The record is from RefSeq and is a predicted model, not a curated record. The coding region runs from base 276 to 4547 and encodes 1423 amino acids. Gene Ontology annotation, molecular function: protein binding. Lineage: Eukaryota; Fungi; Ascomycota; Sordariomycetes; Diaporthales; Diaporthaceae.
CAUGCCGGUGCGUGGCCCCUCUGCGGCAGCGCGUCGUCUACUUCUGUAGGCCUGCCAGCAGAUAGAAAGAAGCAGCAUUUGUUGACAUUGAUGUGUUUUGCUUGUCUGACACUUCCUUUCUGACCACCCUUUGCAGCCCGACAGCGUGACGCAGGCGUGUUUGGAUCUGGAGAAAAUGAUACCGAGCCCGACUGCGACUCUGCCCCUGCCACUUCGCCGUCACUGCCACCGUCGCCGCGAGACUUCCAACCAACACCCUCUUCAAAUUUCCGGCCAUGUCGUCUUCCAAGGCGGCCCUGAAGGCCAUCGCAGAUGCUGUCAAGCAGCAGAAAUACGACGAUGCCCUUCAGCAGGCUCGGGACUUCACUCAGCGGGAACCUAAAAACUACCAAGCUCUCGUUCUCCUGGCUCUCGCGUUGGACAAGACCAACAGGCUGGAUGAGGCAGAGGCCACGUACGAGGCGGCCACGAGGCUGAAACCCGGCGAUGCUCAGGCCUGGCAGGGCCUCGUCAAGCUGUAUGAAAGGCAGGGCUCAAAGAAGCUAUCAUCUUUCCAGUCUGCCACUGUCCGCCUGGCCGAAAUAUUUCGGGACUCUGAGCAGACCUACAAGUGUCAGAAGACUGUCGAUGAUUUCAUCGCCUUUGCUCGUGCUCACGGGACAACUCAGCAGUACGUCGACGCACUGGGCAUCACACUCCCAGACAGCCCCGUCUAUUCGGCCGUGGAGGGUCGUACCCGCCCCGCGGAGACGUACGAGACCAUCGCCAAGCUCCUCGAGGUAGACGAGAAGAAGCAAAUCAAUACUCUGAUCGGCGAGCGAAGGACCAGGCUGGGCGCAAAAGUCAGCGAGGUCACCAUCGAGGUUAAACGGGAGGUGCUCGGCCGUAGCCGCCUGGGUCACGUCUAUCGCGAACUCAUCAACUGGUCCAAUGACGACGAAGUUCGUCGCCAGUAUGAGGAACGCCUCCUGCAACACUGCCAUGACCGCCUCCUCGCAUUCCCCCACGGUCAAGAGAAGGCCCACGAGCUGCAGGUCGUCCUCAAGCUGGCCAACGACAUGGUCAUCAUCAAGCAUCCAUACAGGCUCGCUUGGGAGAUAAGUAUCGAUUGGAAGGAUGCCAAGGAGACGAAAUCUUGGGAUGUCACCGUUCUCCGAGACUAUUGUACAUUCUUCCCGGAUAGCGACUUGUCCAGGGCCAUUACGGGCUACCUUAGCAGCGACAUCUCGCCAUUUCCAAAGCUUGAGCCGCAAGCUGAAAUUCCCGACGCUGCUGUACAUUCCGGCGACGAGAGCGAGGACGACGACGAUGGUGGAGCACCCACAGCCGUCAUCCCGCUGACGGACGAGGAUCGAUUGCUUAUGAUGUCGGAAGCCAUUCUGACAACCAAGUCUAUCUUCGCCCACCGCCUGGUUGCCGAGUACUAUGAAACACUGCAGGAGCACGAGAGCAAUGUUGAGUUGACGCGCAAAGCCCUGCGCCUGCUGAGGGACGAGCGGGACAAGACUGGCAUGCCAUUUAAUGAUACCAGCGACAUGUUCAACUUGCACCUCGCCACGGCGCUAGUGUUCUAUCAAUCCCCACGCCAUCACGAAGAGGCGAAAACAUUGUUCGAGAAUGUUUUGACGCGGGACCCCGUUUCAACACCCGCCCUGAUCGGAGUCGGCUUGAUCUACGAGGAGGAAGAGGAAUACACCGAAGCCGUUGACUUCCUGGACCGGGCCCUGCAGAGGGAUCCUGACAACCUCCGUGUCAAGUCUGAGGCAGCCUGGGUGAAAGCCCUUAAGGGCGAUUAUGCGACCAGCGCAGCUGAGCUCGAGAAAUGCAUACCUCUGAUCGCGGCUAAAGGCGAUACUGCUCAUGAACUCUUGGCGCGGACAUUACACCGGCUGGGUAGCUGCAUAUGGGCAUUGGACCCUUCGAAGGCUGCCAGAAAGAAUCGUGCGCCUGGCAGUGCUUACUCGUGUUUUUUGAGCUCCCUGAAGAGUAAUUUGAACUUUGCGCCGGCUUACACUAGCCUGGGUGUGUACUACGCCGACUACGCCAAGGACCAGAAGAGGGCCCGAAAAUGCUUCCAGAAGGCGGUUGAGCUGUCACCAUCUGAGACUGUCUCGGCGGAAAGGCUCGCACGUUCCUUUGCAGACGAGGCAGAUUGGGAUCGUGUCGAACUUGUUGCUCAGCGGAUUGUCGACUCUGGCAAAGUCAAGCCGCCUCCGGGGUCCAAACGAAAGGGGAUCAGUUGGCCUUUCGCCGCCCUCGGUGUCGCAGAAUUACACAAGCAAGAUUUCCACAAAGCAAUUGUAUCUUUUCAAUCCGCCCUACGGAUAUCUCCCGACGAUUAUCAUUCCUGGGUGGGCCUUGGAGAAAGUUACUACAGCUCUGGGCGCUAUGUCUCGGCCACCAAGGCCAUUCAGAAUGCACAAAAGCUAGAAGAAACGGCGGAUGGUACUAGUCCUACGGAUAAUUGGUUCACCAAGUUCAUGCUCGCUAACAUCAAACGCCAGCUUGGUGAGUUUGAUGAAUCUAUCAAGCUGUAUCAUGACGUUAUGCUGCGUCGGCCGAACGAAGAAGGCGUGGCCAUUGCCCUCAUGCAGACACUUACCGAUAAUGCGGCAGACUGUCUUGGAAGGGGCCUUCUUGGCAAGUCGGUUACAAUGGCAAAGCGCGCCUUAGAGUUCGCCACUAAGGCUCCGCAGGGCAUCAAAGAUACAUUCAAUUUCUGGAAGGCGGUCGCAGACGCUUGUUCAAUCUUUACCAGCAUACAGGGACAUGUCACGGAACUUCCCAUCGACAUCAUCCGGAGCCUGCUCGGGGCUGAUGAAGAUAAGCCGGGACUCGAAGCCAUGAAAGAAGUUGAUGGGGUCGGAGCCAGUGUCAUAUUCGCCAAAGGCAUUUUCGCCGAUGACGAGAAACUUGGUGUCGACUUAACCCGCGCACUCCAUGCUACAAUCCUUGCCCACAAGCGUGCCAUUGACGCUUCAGCCCACGACACGCACGCACAAAGUGUGGCGUACUACAAUCUCGGUUGGGCGGAGCAUCGCGCGCAUGUCAAUCUUCCUGAAGAGUUCAAGAGGAGGUCUAGUCGGUACUUGAAAGCCGCCAUCAAAUGCUUCAAACGGGCCAUAGAGUUGGAGGCCGGCAACCCGGAAUUCUGGAACGCACUCGGUGUGGUGACGAGCCAGGUCAAUGCGGCUGUUUCGCAGCACGCCUUUGUCCGCAGCUUGUACCUGAAUGAACGAAACGUCCAGGCAUGGACAAAUUUGGGCACUCUUGGCCUUCUACAGAACGACCUCGAGCUGGCAAACGAGGCCUUCACCAGAGCACAAUCAACGGAUCCCGACUAUGCUCACGCAUGGCUUGGCCAGGGUCUUGUCGCCUUGAUCUAUGGAGACGUAAAAGAAGCACGAAGUCUUUUUGCCCAUGCCACGGAGAUCGCCGAAGCGUCCUCGUUGAUCUCAAGGCAGCAGUUCUCCACGUCGGUGUUCGAUCAGAUCUUGACGGACGUGGCGAAUACCGACACAACAAUCCUUAUCCAGUCAAUCUUUGCACUGGGCCAGGUUCGAACGCUGCGGCCGCAGAAACUUGCCCUGGGGCAUCUGUGCGCCUUGCUGCAAGAACGAACGCAUGAGCAUCGACUGUCGGCACAAGCCCUGGAAGAGAUGUGCUCGGUGCUAGAAGCAGACUACGAGGUGACCGAGUCUGCGCAGUCUCUGAAGAGGUUUGCACUGGCGAAAGCGGACCUCGCCAGGGCUUAUCUCGCUAUUGGCUCUUAUGACCAGGCUGCUGAUUGCGGCGAGACAGCGCUGCAGCUCAGCAGCGAUGAGUCUGACAACGAGCUGACUCCAGAAGAGCGAAAGAAGGCGAGGCUCUCUGCACACUUGACGGUGGGUCUCGCCCAUUACCACCAGAAUACCGUAGAUGAGGCCGUGGUAUACUUUGAUUCUGCCUUGCAGGAAUCAGACAACAAUCCCGACGCCGUUUGUCUUCUUGCGCAGGUCUUGUGGGCAACUGGAUCCGAGUCUGCUCGGGAGAAGGCCCGCAGCUCGCUAUUCGAUGUUAUUGGCGACAGACCUGACCACGUGCAAUCAGUUGUCCUGCUGGGUGUCGUGGGAAUCCUGGAUGAUGACGAAGAAAGCGUUGACGCGGUACGCAUCGAGUUGGAGAGGCUCCGGACGAACGAACGCACUACAUCGGCAGAGCAGUUUCACAUAGGGGAGGUUCUACAAGCGGCUGCGCUCCUGGUGGAGGCCGGCACGGAGCAGGGAGUGCUGGUUCAAGCACAGACUGACGUCCUUCUGUACCCUCAUUUGGCACACGGCUGGUCAAGUCUCGGGGAUUUUGCAGGCGAUCGCGAAGACUUUCCUAGAGAAAUGGCGGUGCGUGUGGCGUCUCAGAGCAUACCACCCAAGGGAGAAGUCAGUGCAGAGGAUCUGGCAAAGACAUACGGCUCGACUGGGAGAGCUCUCAACUCGCAGAUCUCAAUCGUGCUGGCGCCGUGGAUGAAGGCGGGGUGGCAAGAUCUUGCGGGUGUUGUAGGCAAGAAGUAG